Molecule: messenger RNA, 3681 nt
Organism: Phasianus colchicus (ring-necked pheasant)
Lineage: Eukaryota; Metazoa; Chordata; Aves; Galliformes; Phasianidae
Source: RefSeq, a predicted model, not a curated record
AGACGGGGAUCCUGAAGAGGCGAUGGGAUUGGAUGUUUUCACAAGUUCGUGGUUAAGAAGAGAUGUUCAGGUGCAGGGUGAAAGCAUGGAAGGUGAUAAGCAUGGGUUACAAAAGGAAAUUGUGUCUAGGUAGAAAGAAGAUCUUAUAGUUGGGAUAGAUCACUGAAAAAUGGACCCAGAGAAGCUAGGAUACUGUAGCUUUUGGGGAUACAAAAUUCAGCCAUAUGUGCAAAUAUGAGGGUAUAGGGACAGGAAGUUUAGGGAUGGGGAUAUGAGUUCUCGGAGAUGGGGAAAUAGUGUUGUGGGGCUGGGAGGCAGCGGGGAUGGGACAGCGUGGAGUUCUGGCACUGCCUGCACCCUCCUGCCUGAGAGGGAAAAAAUUCCAGCGCUGUCCUCCCACCACCGUCCUCAGGGAACCCUGCUGUCCGACCGCCCCGUCCGGGGCACCGGGGCCACAGCCCUCCCUCCAGGCCUGUCCCAGCUCCAGUGCUGCAGCCACGUGUCCAGGCUGGGCUAUAAUUACCCACACACAUUCCUGGGGGGUCACAGGAGCGUCCCAGAGCUGCAGCGGGCGGUAAGGUGGGAUGAGCGCGCGGUCGCAGCGCAGUGCGCAGCACAGCAGUGCAGGACGUGGCACGCGGCACACAAAGGACACACAGCACUGUGUGAUGUGUGGGGAACUCCAUGCACUGCAUGGGGACGGGGACGGCAGGGUCAGCACAGUGCAGAGCAGCCACCACGCGUGGUUUGUGGUGUGUGGCACCAGUGGGAUGGAGUGAUGGCUCUGAGGGGAGCUGGGCUGGCAGUGGUGGUGGUGUAGGUGGUGGUGGUGAUGGAGCAGAGGUGGUUGUGAGCGUGGGGCAGCAGCUGGGGGGAAGGGAUGAUGGGGGACGCUGGGCUGUGGGCUCUGGCUUUCAGACAGAUUGGCUGUGUGCCUAUAAUUUCAUCCUGUGCUGUGCAGUAGAGGGUUGAGCACUGAGGCAUGUGGGGGGCAUCCAACUCAGCUAAGGAACGGGAAAAGCCUGCAGGUCUCAUCUGUCUUGGCAAGAGGCAUCAAGUUCAACUGUGGGGCAGUAGCAGAGCGUGGUGGUCUCAAGCCCUUGGCAAUGGAUCCGGUGUUUUUUGCCAUGGGGCAGAGCCAACAGCAGCUCCGUGUGCCCAUCCAGGACAACCUGACUGUGGGGAUGGCACCCUGACCUCAUUCCACGUGUUCCCACAGGCAAGAUGUGGGUCACGGAGGGGCCAGCCCCAGCCCAGUGGCACCUGCGGGAUGGGGCCCACGCCAGACACUUCCUGGCCAUGGCCAAUGACCUCCGCACCGCGGGACAGCUGGUGGAUGUGGCUGUGGGCCCCGAGGGUGACGUGGCCCAUGCUGUGGUCUUAGCCUCCGUCAGCUCCUUCUUCCUAUGUUUCCUGGAGGACAGGACCCGAGAGAUGUGCCGGGGACCCCCAUCUCAUGUCCCCCUGCCACCAGGGGUCACACUCUGGGGCUGGCGGGCCCUCCUGGCCUUUGCCUAUGAGGGAACUGUGCCCCACGGCAGGGAGAGGGAGGUGGAAGAGUCCGCUCGUGUUCUGGGGGCUCCACGAGUGGUGGCUGCCUGCACACCCCGGCUGGAGAGCGACCACCAGGAAGGGGGUCCUGAGGCCCUGGAGGAGCAGUGGGAAACACUAAGAGCCAUGGAGCAGCUCCACGCCAGCGGCCUGGGCUGUGACCUCCAGCUGCAGGCAGGGGAUGAAGUCAUCCCAGUUCAGCGGCUGGCCCUGAGCUGCUCCUGUGACUUCUUCCGGGCUCUCUUUACUUGCCCCAUGAGGGAGUCGACCCACGACCCCACAGCCCCGCUGAGCACAGGACUGACCCCCAUGGAGCUGCGCCUCCUCCUCUCCUUUGCCUACACGGGGGCUGUGGUCGGGCCGUGGUCCGCGGUCCUGGAGGCAGCUGAGACCUCCCUGCGCUACCAGGCCUGGGGGCUCCUCACCCUCUGCCUGGAUGUUUUCACCCACAACCUGACCCCAGAAACUGGCCUGGACGUGCUGGCCUUUGCCGUGGCUUACGGGCUGGCCCAGGUGAGCCGCGCAGCGGAGGACUACGUCUUGGCCACCUUCCCUACCGUAGUGGCCACUCCAACCUUCCUGGAUCUUCCUGCCCACCUUCUGAUCCGCCUCCUCCGCUCUGAUGGUCUUAAUGUCCUCCAUGAACUGGAGGCUUUGGAAGCGGCAUCCCGGUGGCUGAAGGCCAAUGGAGAUGGCCAAGAGAACGUAACCAAGGAAGUUCUGUCAUCUGUUCGCUUUGCCCUCAUGUCCGGCCAGGAGCUGAAGAAGAUCCCAUCGGUCACCGCAGGGGUGGUGGACCCAGGGCUCCUCCGCCAGCUGGUGGUAGAGAGUUUGUCCCCCAUGGUCCAGCUGCCAUGCCGGGUGCGCUCCUUGCAAGAGGUGCUGGUGGUCUGUGGAGGAGACAAACUGACGCCGAACAUGGCUGCCCGGAAGCCCAGCAGGAACCUCUGGUUUGCUCACCGCUACCUCAACGCCGUGGGGCUGGUGAAGCACGUGGAGUGGAGGGCAUUGGGGAACUUUCCUGACGGUCCACGCUUUCGCCAUGCUGUGGCUGUGGUAGGCAACACCCUCUACGUCCUGGGUGGAAAGCGCUACUACGGGAUCCGUGACACCCUGGCCAGUGUCUACAGGUAUCAGCCCAUGGACAAUUCCUGGGAGCGCCUGGCCAGCAUGACCUGUGGGAGAAGUUACUUUGCUGCUGUGGCUCUUGAUGGCUCCAUCUAUGCCCUGGGGGGCAGCUCAGGUGAUCUGUACUGCACGGACACUGUGGAGUGUUAUAAUGUGGCCACUGACACCUGGAGGAGGUGCCAGUCCUUGCCAAUGGCUCUGUGUGGACACGCAGCGUGUGCCCUGGAUGGUGCCCUCUAUGUGUCAGGGGGGUGUGAUGAGGCGUACCAGUGCCAGACAGCCCUUCUGCGCUACAUCCCAGGUGCACCAGCCACGCUCCUGGCCCCUAUGAAUGGCCAGCGAGCUGGCCACAUCAUGGAGGAGGCGGGUGGGCAGCUCUAUGUGGCCGGGGGGCUGUGCCAGCGGGACGGGCAGGCUGGCUACAGGGACCAGCUGGCCUUUGAAGUCUACAGCCCCAAGCUAGAUAUCUGGGUCCUUCUCAGCCCUUUGCCCCACGCCCAUGUAGUGGGGGGUGCAGCUGUGCUGGGAGGGGAGCUUCUUGUGCUUGGAGGGUACAGCCAUGAAACGUACCGGGACACCCACUUGAUCCAUGCCUACCAGCCGGGCGCCCGGCGCUGGAUCACCCGGGGCACUUUGCCCCAUGCCUAUACCGACCUCCAGGUGUGUGUCCUCACUGUCCCCCCAGCACUACGUGGCCCCAGUUGCCUUGAGGACUCCUCGAGAUCACCUGAUGCCCUCCAUAACACUUAGGAGUCAUUCAAAGCUCUGUACUCCAUACUGGGCUCCCAGUGGGCACUUCUAUGGGGCAAAAUGUCCCCAGGCUCCUCCCCAGAACCCCAGGGAGUCCCCUGCACUGUGGGGCACAAAGACCACACUGCACACCACCACACUGUACCUCCAAGAAUGCUCACGAUGUUGCCCUGCCACCCCAAACCCUUCAGUGGGAGCUGAGGAUCUCCCAGUUCCCCCACACCCUUGUACUGAAUAAAAGUGGCUCCUGAA